Messenger RNA from Zerene cesonia (dogface butterfly), 667 nucleotides. RefSeq lists its product as uncharacterized. The coding region runs from base 1 to 582 and encodes 193 amino acids. The transcript is spliced from 5 exons. The record is from RefSeq and is a predicted model, not a curated record. Lineage: Eukaryota; Metazoa; Arthropoda; Insecta; Lepidoptera; Pieridae.
AUGACAUGCGUAACAGUAUGUUUGGCGGGAACAUUGUUAGCAUACCGUGACGAAGCAGCUGAAGAUUUCUUCCAGCACGUUCUACGAAUUCCAAACCCAGAUAAAGUCCUGAAUACAAUCCUAGGCAGACUUGAAAGGAAUCACCAGAUGGCAGCUAGAUUCAAACAGCGUGAUAACGAAGAAGAUUGUGAUGAAUCCGAUAAGGUAAUUACACUGCCGGAAUACACAGAAUCACUACAAGGCUCACGUGAAAGGGAGAUGCGACAGCUUGGUGCUCAGAAACACUAUCCAAUAUGUCACUUGGAGAGGAAAAUCCAAAGACUGAACACCAAUGAGUUUGAGUACCGUCCCGCUUACUACGAAGAGAUAACGUGUACCACAUCUGUUGCUGAUGAAAUUGGCGUAUCUAAUGAGAUAUGCUCGAGUCUUGGAUUCUCGUGUGUACAGUGGAACAAAACUAUACACUUAACGAGGAGACGGUAUUCUAGUGACUGCUGGGAGACUCUGACUAUGGUGAUACCCGCUGGCUGCGAGUGCAUGUGGCCGGUGCAUAAGCUCGGCGACAUGUCGCUCCACGUGUAGCCUUCACGACCCCGCCAGCGACAAGCCAUUGUGAUAAAUGUUUUUAUUUCCUGUUAUUUGUAAUCAGUGAUUUAUGUUAAGUAAU